AUGCCACGUCUUGGAUGCGAUACUCGUAUACAAAAACCAUCAAUAGAUAUUGCUGAUCGAGUAUUUGAUCUACGAAAUCGUGUUGCAUGGCUCAAAAAUGUCGAAUAUUGUUUAUUGGGUGAUCAAACAGAUCGAUUGACUAAUACUAAAACUGAACGAUAUAAUACAGAAUUAUUCAAUAAUGAUUUAAGAAAAAAAUUAAUUAUUCCUUCAGAAAAGGAAGGAAUGGAUAGCAUACACAAUAAACGAAAUCGAGCAAUGCAGCAACAUAACGAACUUUUAUUUAUUCAAAAAUAUUUAGUUAAUCGUCUUGAAUCUUUACAUGAUCAAUCACGUUAUGAGGAAAAUGAUAAUAAAUUACUCUCAAUACCCAUCAAACAGAUUCAAGAUACUAAAAUUGUUACAAGUCGUAUUCGUGAAAAGCAAGAUCGACUAAAAAGUGUAAAAUUAAUUAAUAAAACAUUAAAUCUUUGUAAACAAUAUUUACAAUGUGAUUUAGAUUUACUUCGAAAAGAAUUACCAAAUGUACACAAAGAUAUUGGACACAAAUUUCAUCAAAGAAUGCUUCUUAAAAAAGAAUUUACAGAUAUUGUUGCUGAAAAUAAACGACGUUUAAACGUUUAUCAACAGUUAUUAGAUCAUACUGAAGCUCAAAGCCGACAACGACGUGCUAUACAUGAACAAGCGAUGGUUUCCGUCAGUGAACAAUUAGAAGAUCAAUAUCAAGUACAGAUGAUGGCUGUAAAUGAAAUGACAACUUCAUUUGAAUCAUCACGAAAAUUUAAUGGUGAUACUGAUCCAAUAAAAAAUUUACAACAAAAAAAAUUAACUAUAAUGAAUAAUGAUGAAAUUGUUCAAGUUCGUUGUAUGUAUGAUCAAUUUUAUAAUAUAAUUAUGGCUGGAUUUCCAAUUGAUAUUUCUAAUGCAGAACAAUUAAAAACAGUUACCAAUGACGUAUCUACUAAAAUUAUUGCUAUGUUAACAAUGACAAAUCGAAUGAUGGAAGAAAAAGAACAACUUAAUCAACAAAUAAAUCGAAUGGAUAAACUUUUAAAAUUAAUAGAAAUGUCUAUGAAUCUUAAAAAUGAUACUCGUCAUAAAAUUUUAAAUACAAUGAUUGAACAACGACAAAAUUUAGAAUUAUUCUAUAUAAAUGAUACAGUUGAAGAACAAAAUCGUAUUUUACGUCAAAUUAAUGAUUUUAUUUUAGUCUUAUUUAAAGCUCUUUGUGAACAUAUUGGUACACAGUUUACUAUCGAACCAUCAAUUGAUUUUAUUGAACGUCUUCAAUAUGUAUUUGAUUUAGUAAUAAAAACUAUCAAAACUAUUACUAUGGAAUCAAUUGAUGAAAAUGAUCAUCAAAUAUCUCCUAUUAUUCGACAUAAUGACGGUGAAGAAAAUACUCAACAAAAUUCUGAAAAUUUAAAAGAAUCACGUUCAUUUGAUCGAUCAAUAACAUCAAGUAUAACAUCAUUAUCGUCACGUAUAAAACGAAAUUCAAUAAAAGAAAAUAUUUAUUGA
Messenger RNA from Rotaria sordida, 1521 nucleotides. Lineage: Eukaryota; Metazoa; Rotifera; Eurotatoria; Philodinida; Philodinidae. The record is from the annotation of a GenBank genome assembly.